Trichechus manatus latirostris (Florida manatee) is the source of this 1340-nucleotide messenger RNA. It is a transcript of the gene TMED5, whose product is annotated as transmembrane p24 trafficking protein 5. The record is from RefSeq and is a predicted model, not a curated record. Gene Ontology annotation, cellular component: endoplasmic reticulum-Golgi intermediate compartment; COPII-coated ER to Golgi transport vesicle; endoplasmic reticulum. The transcript is spliced from 4 exons. Lineage: Eukaryota; Metazoa; Chordata; Mammalia; Sirenia; Trichechidae. The coding region runs from base 186 to 872 and encodes 228 amino acids. Gene Ontology annotation, biological process: Golgi ribbon formation; intracellular protein transport; endoplasmic reticulum to Golgi vesicle-mediated transport.
CGGCGUUUCCCCUUCAGCGGCAGCCUUUGCUGCCGCCGCGGCUACCGCUGCCUCUGCCACCUGGAAUAUCUUCAGGCUCCAGGUUUCUCUGCCAACCACGAGGAAUCCAGGAAGAAAAAGCGGAGCCCAGGCGCUCAUAACCCACUCCUCCCACGCCUUUUCAGCCCGAGAUCGCCCCGGCAGGGAUGGGCGAUAAGAUCUGGCUGCCCUUCCCGGUGCUUCUCCUGGCCGCUGUGCCACCACUGCUGCUGCCGGGGGCGGCCAGCUUCACGCCCUCCUUAGACAGCGACUUCACGUUUACCCUUCCGGCGGGCCAGAAGGAGUGUUUCUACCAGCCCAUGCCCCUGAAGGCUUCGCUGGAGAUCGAGUACCAAGUGUUAGAUGGAGCAGGAUUAGAUAUUGAUUUCCAUCUUGCCUCCCCGGAUGGUAAAACUUUAGUUUUGGAACAAAGAAAAUCAGAUGGAGUUCACACGGUAGAGACUGAAGUUGGUGACUACAUGUUCUGCUUUGACAAUACAUUCAGCACCAUUUCUGAGAAGGUGAUUUUCUUUGAAUUAAUCCUGGAUAAUAUGGGAGAACAGGAGCAAGAACAAGAUUGGAAGAAAUAUAUUACUGGCACAGAUAUGUUGGAUAUGAAACUGGAAGAUAUUCUGGAAUCCAUCAACAGCAUCAAGUCCAGACUAAGCAAAAGUGGUCAUAUCCAGACUCUUCUUAGAGCAUUUGAAGCCCGUGAUCGAAAUAUACAAGAAAGCAACUUUGACAGAGUCAAUUUCUGGUCUAUUGUUAAUUUAGUGGUCAUGGUGGUGGUGUCGGCCAUUCAGGUUUAUAUGCUGAAGAGUCUAUUUGAAGAUAAGAGGAAAAGUAGAACUUAAAACUCCAAACUAGCGUACUGAACAUUGAAAACAGAGGUGGAAAAAUGCAAUAAAUUGUUAGUCAAGGCCAUUAAUAGUCUUUUCAAAAAUGUUUUAGACAUUUUCAGUGUGAAACAAGUAUAAUUUAAUGUGAAAGGAAAGUUUUCACUUUUGUCUGUGCAAGUAAUCUUAUUGAUGCAGUUGUACUUAUGUGUAUAACAGAAAUAUUUUGCCAGAGUGUAGGUAUAAUUGAAUGAAGCCAUAUUAACUGUAUUUUCGUAAAUUUGAAAAAAUUUUGCAAAUGUCAUAGGUGAUUUAAAUAACUGAACAUUGGGCCUACAUGCAACAACAGACAAUCUGUUUUUAAAAGGUUCUCUCACCCAGGAAUUUCUUUGUAAAUGUGGCAAUUACAAAUUAAUAAGCUUUCAGUAUGUUAAGUUAUAAAUCAUCUGAGAAUUACUUAAUUAUGGCUUAAAUAUAUGUUUAGAC